Messenger RNA from Silurus meridionalis, 3265 nucleotides. It is a transcript of the gene atf5b, whose product is annotated as activating transcription factor 5b. The coding region runs from base 600 to 1922 and encodes 440 amino acids. Gene Ontology annotation, cellular component: nucleus. The record is from RefSeq and is a predicted model, not a curated record. Gene Ontology annotation, biological process: regulation of transcription by RNA polymerase II. NCBI's taxonomy places the organism in Eukaryota, Metazoa, Chordata, Actinopteri, Siluriformes, Siluridae. Gene Ontology annotation, molecular function: DNA-binding transcription activator activity, RNA polymerase II-specific; RNA polymerase II transcription regulatory region sequence-specific DNA binding. The transcript has 5 exons.
CUUAUCAGGUUAUAACUCAUUAUAAUAAAGGGUUUAUAGCGAGGUAUUAUAGCAACUCUGCUCCCGGUCAUUAUAGUUCAGAGCGGCGCGGAUUGAUAUGAGUGGGUGUGAUCAGGCUGGAUUGUAUAGGCGUAGUGCUCCCUGGUGCCCAAAAGUUUUUUAGAAAGCUUUUUGAAAUCCUUCUCCAGAUCCUCUUCAACAUCAAAUCUUUUCAACGACAGCAGAAGAGAUGCUUUAUUAAUUUCGCCCCUUUUUUUUCUCCUCCUUGUGCUGGAGUUUUAACCGCGUGGACAAGAUCAUUUCAGCCCACAUCAACAUGGAGUAUCAGUUCUCCUUGCCAUUGCGCUGUCUGAAGCAAUCCUUGAAUUCUGACACGUUCGAGUACACAGUCGAGUACUUCAAUCAAAUCGGAGAACAUUGUGGCAGCAUAGACCCUGUUCUGCAAAAUUCCUCAUUUGCAAAGCCGACCUCCGAAUUCUCUCUUUCCCACUGGCUAAUGACAGCCAAUCCCAGAAAAGAGGGGAGGAGUCUACACAGACUUACGGACGUACAUUGUUUGAAAUUCAUAAUUACAUGCCGACCUGAUAGAAUUGGAUUGGAUGACAGAACAUUUCGACACCUACCCCCUUUCAGCAUCAACUGAAUCGUCUCCUGGCUCAUCGAUUCCACCAUCCCCCUUGGAACAUGAUGUCCAGGUGCCCUCGGAUUUGGAGGUCAUGACCUCCCUCCUGAAAGAAGAACUUGCCCAACUCGAGGAUUAUUACCUAUUUGAAUCAACACCCAUGAAAGCAGACAAAUGGCAAAAAUGUGAUAAAGGCUACCAAGCGAUGUCUGCGCCAUCAUACUACCAGUUACCUUGCACUUCAUACAAUGUGAACCAGUCCGAAUCGAACCCCAGGCUUGUGACCCUAGCAACAGGUGAGCUUGACCUAAGAGGGUUUUGUGGCAGCUCUGUUGGAAGAUCUAAAACAUCCAGACCUGCUCCUUACAGCUACGUUCGGACCCACUCCACCAGCCAAAGGAUAGCGUCAAAUGGUUGCAAAGACGUGGAAGUUUUUGAGAAAGAGACUUGGACUUUCAAAGGGACUCAUUCAGGGUACGCAGAGGUGGCUUUAGACCAGUGUGCUGUUGACAAGAUUUUUGGGAGGAACCAUAUCGGUGCAAAAAAGGUUCGAGAAUGUGCCAUAUUGCUAAAGGAAGAAGAAAAGAGAUGUCUCACUGAAGACGUUUUUUACAGAACAGAGAUGGUGAAAAGUUUCGAUGCAGGUGCCCCCUUGGACCCCCACCACAGGAGAGAAGGUCAAGCUCCUGCAAUGAAGAUGCUCGGACAUGGUCACGAAUCCGUCGCGAUGCCCGUACUGCAUUGUAGUGAAAACGGAAGUAGUCCUGCCUUUAAACACCCAGAAGUAGCUGAGUGUUACUUCAGUCAGAUUACUGCCAAUUUAGAACCGUAUCAUGGCUUUAUGAAUGAGGUGGAUCAGCCAGUCCGGUCCGGGGCUGUCGAGUCUAUGAAUAGCGGUUACUCAAGCCAUGAAUGCCUUGUAGAUCAAAGCUUUGAAUGUCUGUCCGGCGACAGUGUUGGAUCUUCGUUGGAGUUCCCUGCACAGAAACCGAUGCAACGGCUGAGAGAAAACCUGUGCGUGUUCAAGCCAGAGGUCAAAGUAAGUUGCCUGGAAAGAAGCCAUGGAGAGCGCAAGCAGAAGAAAAGAGACCAGAACAAGACAGCUGCUUACAGGUAUCGACAGCGGAAGAGGGCGGAGCAGGACUGCUUGGAGGAAGAGCUUCAUGGAUUGGAAGGGAAAAACAGGGAGCUGCGAGACAAAGCCGAAUCUGUAGAGAGAGAGAUCCAGUAUGUCAAAGACCUCCUGAUUGAAGUGUAUAAGGCUCGGAGUCAGCGCCUCAAAGAGGAUUCCAGUGCCUAAAUCUGUUCUAAGCACCAGCAUCAGAAAGAUCAGCUUUUUUUUUUUUUUUCUGGCAAGGACCCUUUUAAAACAAGCUCUGGUAGUAAGAUUGUUUUUGACGUUCAACCUAAAUGAUAAGACUCCAAAAAAAAAAGAGCUCUUUGCUGGGUUUGCUAAAAAGAAUUUAGCAAAUUACAUAAUGAACACUGUGAUAAUAGCCUUAGGCUGACCAGUAUUCUUAGUAUUCUAACGAGAGCUAAAUAUAUUAUGCAUUUUAACGAUUCGGUUUGACUUUUUUUGCUUCUUUCAUCGUUUUUUUUUUUUUUUUUUUUUUUUAUUGCAAUCCUCUGUGCAUAUUAAAUCAUUUAUACCAAAAAAGAGAAACCAACAGCUAAACAUAUGCUAGCUCAGAUGUUUGUUUGUUGUGUGGGGCAUGAUGGUAUAGCUAGGAUUUGUAAGAAUGUGAUUGCGAAUAAUUACUGCUAUUAUUUGAUUUGCGCUGUAACUAUAGAGCCCUGUAAUGUUAAGUGUAUAUCAUUUUCGAUUUUAUCAACUUUUUUUGGGGGGGUGUUUUUCAUAUUUUUAUUUCGCUUGUACGUCUUUUAAGAGUUUUUUUUUUUUUUUUAUAAUCACAUUUAAAACAGUGUACAUUAUCAGCCAAUGUACUGUGGUUUGAAGCACACUAGUAAGCUUUUAGAUUUCUUGGUAACUUCACUGGCUCAGGUACUGAAUGCAUGUCAGAAAUAUCGAAAAAAGCAUGUUAGGUUACGAUUUACUGCAUGACUCAUUAUAUGACUGCAUUGUACAUUAUGACAGCAAAGUAGACUUUGUUUCUUCCAUCAGACCUUUUAUUGCCAUUUUCUUGAUUAAAGGCUGCCAUAUUAUUUGCUCGAUUUCGUAAGGCAUGGAACUGCAUUAAUCCGUAUGAGAGGCCGUUUGCUUUCUUGUGCAGGAUUGCGGCAAACAAUCACUGUCGUUUACUAAAGAGCUUAAAGACUAUAGGCCUAAUGUCAUUUAUAUUUCUAAGAUAUAUCCAGGUGCAUAUUAGGUCUGUAAUGAAAAGUUCACUCGUCUCAAACAGCAGAUGUGUGAACCAAAAUGAUGGCAUUUCUGUAUACCGGUAUUAAAAUUAAUUGUUUAAUGUUGACAAAUGCUCAGAAUCUUUGUGCUUUUGAGUCUGGCUGGAUUUCUUUUUGACGUUUCUGUGGCAUUUGGUAAAAAAAAAUUCUACUAGAAACUCACUUCAAUGCUUUGGAUUAUAUUGUGUUAAUCACAUGUAUUUACUUGUGGAUUUUUUUUAUUUAUGUCCUACUAUUUUUAAAAGAGACAGCUAAUAUAAAUUAAAAUCAAUGAAAAACCUGAAA